Fraxinus pennsylvanica is the source of this 1767-nucleotide messenger RNA. The record is from the annotation of a GenBank genome assembly. Lineage: Eukaryota; Viridiplantae; Streptophyta; Magnoliopsida; Lamiales; Oleaceae.
AUGGGCAACGGAAUAGCAAAGAUUAGUUUGUGUUUCGCCGGAGACCCGGGAGAGAUUUCUCGGCGACGUCAAGAUAUCGCCGUGUGCUUGUCGGACCCUCUUGAUGAAGGCUUUGGUCAUUCCUUCGUCUACAUACCGCCCGACCCACCUCAAAAAAUCAUCCAAUAUGAUUCUGUGCGAAUCCCCGCCGCUCAAACGGCGGCUUUUCGUACUAUCUCCGGCGCCUCCAUCUCUGCCAACGUUUCCACCCCUCUGUCGACUGAGCCUUUCCCGUAUCCUAGUUCAACCUCCCUCGAUAAGGCCUCGGCUUUUGAAAGCUCCCAGUUUUUCUCUUCUAUUCCCCUCCAGCCAAUUCCCAGGAAUUCAAUAACCUCCGUCAAGUCAGGCCCGAUCUUGAGGAAUUCGGUCCCGGGCUCAGGCCCGAUGGAGCGUGGAUUUCGGUCAGGCCCGAUGGAGCGCUUCGUUUCAGGCCCGUUGGAGAACCAAUUUGAUCAGUUGCAGAGGUACAGGCCAAAAUCCAAGAAAUGGGCUUUGAUUAACAAUUUGAAAAAGGUGAUAUCAAAAUCAUUACGGGGUUUUUCUAAAGAAUUGAAUCAUAAUGAGCAUAAUAAUGGUAUUUCUAGUGGGACUCAUAGUGGUAAUAGCAGUACUAUUACUAGUAAUAAUUUGAGUAGCGAAGUGAGCUUAUCUGAUGAUAAUGAUGAUGUUGGAAAUGAAUCCUUUGGGAGUCAAAAUGUGCAGUGGGCACAGGGAAAAGCUGGUGAAGAUAGAGUACAUAUUGUGAUUUCUGAGGAACAUGGAUGUGUUUUUGUUGGUAUUUAUGAUGGUUUUAGUGGACCUGAUGCCACUGAUUUCUUGUUAAACAAUCUUUAUUCCAAUGUUUACAAGGAGCUUACCGGAUUAUUAUGUCAGUCGUUCAUGUCCAAGAGUUUGGAUACUAAGGAAAGAGUGGAGUUGGAUAGAAAAUUGAGGGAGAAGUUGAGUAAUUUGGAGGCUGAUGUUGUUCGAGGAAAUAAUACUAUUAACCAUUUGGGGGUGUUGAAAGCUCUAUCCGAAGCGCUGAGGAAGACUGAGGCAUCGUAUUUGGAAAUCGCGGAUAUGAUGCUAAUGGAGACACCCGAGUUGGCCUUGAUGGGAUCUUGUGUUCUGGUGAUGGUGAUGAAGGGUGAUGAUGUUUACUUGAUGAAUGUUGGGGAUAGUCGAGCAGUUUUAGCAAAAAAGACUGAGAACGAUGGGAGGCCGAGGAAGGAUUUAGAUGAGAUGCUUUACGGCGAUGAAUUUGAGAAUAUGCAUAAUUUGAGUUCUUGUCAGCUCACAAUGGAUCAUUGUACAUCUGUUAAAGAGGAAGUUAGAAGGAUUCGAACUGAGCAUCCAGAUGAUCCCUUGGCGGUAUUCAACAAAAGAGUGAAAGGUUCGUUGAAGGUGACUCGUGCUUUUGGAGCUGGUUUCCUCAAACAGCCCAAAUGGAACAAUGCUCUCAUAGAGACGUUCAAAAUCGACUACGUUGAUGGCCUCUACCAGUACUUCACAAAUGAAGAAGCCAUUUCUGAAGUAGAAAUGUUCAUGUCUACGUUUCCUGAGGGCGAUCCAGCUCAACAUCUCAUCGAAGAAGUACUAUUUCGAGCUGCAAGAAAAGCUGGUAUGGAUUUUCAUGAAUUGCUUGAUAUUCCACAAGGGGAUCGUCGGAAGUACCACGAUGAUGUCUCAAUUAUCAUUAUUUCUUUCGAAGGAAAGAUAUGGCGUUCAUCGAUGCAACUAGAAUUAUAA